Messenger RNA from Sorghum bicolor (sorghum), 2403 nucleotides. RefSeq names its product probable serine/threonine-protein kinase PBL21. NCBI's taxonomy places the organism in Eukaryota, Viridiplantae, Streptophyta, Magnoliopsida, Poales, Poaceae. The transcript is spliced from 5 exons. Gene Ontology annotation, biological process: protein phosphorylation. The record is from RefSeq and is a predicted model, not a curated record. The coding region runs from base 800 to 1933 and encodes 377 amino acids. Gene Ontology annotation, molecular function: protein kinase activity; ATP binding.
CCUUUUUUUUUCCCCGAUACGGGACAAAACCGCGCACGAGAAUGGCCGCCGGCGUCAGAAUCCACCGCCCGCCUAGCGCUUCGUAGUCCGGCUGACGUUAUGUUCCCGUAGAAAUUGACCGCCCGCCGGAAGAAAGUGCAGUACAGAUAGAUAAUCUUGGUGGAGCCAGAGGAGGCAAGAAAUUACUCCGGUGGAGCGCGAUAUGAUUCCGGCGUCUCCUCCUCCCGAUUCAGCGUGGGGGCCAGGUCCAAACGCAGGGCCUCCUUUCCUUCCCGUCCUCAUGGCGCCCGCUAUGAUUUCUUGCCAAAUCACUCGCGCCGUUGCCUCUUAAGCCGCAAUCCAUCCCCCGAGUCUUCCCCUCCCUCGCCCCUCCACACAGUCCACAGUGGCCACGCGUCGCUUCCUUCUCCCGCCGCUCCUCCGCCGGAGGCGCCCCGGCGGAAGAAUCCAAUGAGUUUUGGCUCCGUGUAGUGUAGGCGCGCGCACUGGAGAUGCCCUGCCUGACCCUGCAAUGCAAUCCGUCGCCGGUCGCUGAUCAGUCGAGCUCCUGAUUUGGAACCUUUUUACGGAUUUCUUGGGGGCCCAUCGCCGUGUUUCGUUCCCUGCCCGCUUUGGCCGUGCAUUAAUAGCCGCUUCCUUGUGAUAGUCCUCUCCCUCCGUCCUCCCUUCCCUGUUCCCUCCUCCUCUCCUCUCUCCUCUCGCUCGUCUCCUUGGUCGGCUCUGUUCUUGGGAGUGCUGCCAGUCUGGUUGCGUUGCGGCAGCAAAAACUUCAUCGACAGCAUCUGCCUGCGACGUUCUGAUGGGUUUGGGUUGCUUCGGGUGCUUCACGCCGGAGGUGGAUGAGGACCUCAAGCCCUCCAAGCACGACGACUCGUCAGGGACCGAUGCGAGGAGGAAGGUCGCGCCGGAUGUGGCCAACGGCUACGCGCACAGCUUCACCUUCAAGGAUCUGCUUGUGGCUACCGGCUACUUCAACGAGGCCAAUUUCAUUGGAGAAGGUGGAUUUGGGAAGGUGUACAAGGGCAAGAUCAACGGACAGAUGGUGGCAGUGAAGCAGCUCGCUCGAGAUGGUGUGCAGGGGAGGAACGAGUUCUUGGUCGAGGUGCUCAUGCUGACAGUGCUCAACCAUCGCAAUCUAGUCAGCUUGGUCGGGUUCUGCGCGCAGGGGGACGAGAGACUGCUAGUGUACGAGUACAUGCCGUUCGGAAGCCUGGAGAGCCAUCUGUUUGAUGUGCCCCUUGGCAAGAAACCGCUUGACUGGAACACACGUGUGAGGAUAGCAGUUGGAGUCGCAGAAGGGCUUUCUUACUUGCACAAUGUAGCUGAUCCACCUGUGAUUUACCGUGAUAUGAAAGCUGCUAAUAUUCUGCUGGGUGAGGACUUCAGCCCGAAGCUCUCUGACUUUGGGCUUGCAAAAGUUGGACCUGUCGGAGACAGAACUCAUGUGUCCACAAGAGUUAUGGGUACCUAUGGCUACUGUGCUCCUGACUAUGUCGUGAGUGGUAAGCUUACCAUGAAAUCCGACAUAUACAGUUUCGGUGUUCUUCUGUUAGAACUGAUCACAGGAAGGAGGAUUUAUGAUGCCUCAAGGCCUAAACCAGAGCAGAGCCUGUUAACAUGGUCGAGGCCAUACCUGCAUGAUAAGAGGAAGUUCUACCGGCUCGCUGAUCCGUCUCUGCUGGGCUGCUACCCAUCAUCAGCACUGAACCAGUUAGUCGUGAUCAGCAUCAUGUGCCUCCAAGACCAGCCCCAUGUCCGCCCAAUCAUCUCUGAUGUUGUGAUAGGCCUGAACCAUGUCGCAAGCCAACCAUACACCUCUGCUGAGCGCCUGCCUCCUGCAUCCAUGAGCUCCCCAGCGAGCAGCGGGUCGCCUCAACCCGUCAGCACACCAUCCAGAAGGAGAGGUGGUAGGAGGACUGCGCAGUAUGCUUAGGGGACUGCAUGUCCCGAAGAGCAGCAAGAUAACUCGGUCAGAUGAGACAGGUAGAAGGGCUGUUGAAAUUGAAGCCGUCAAGUUCAGUUCCAUUAGUCAGAGCCUUUUUGAUUGAAGCGGUCUCUGAGUGACCUGCUUGACAGAGAGUUCUAGUGAGGCUGAUGGUAGUAGGAGUUCAGGCUGACUAUGCAUGACUAUUGCUCUUUUCAUAUGCUUCUUCAUUGUUUUCGGUUUUAAAUUUUUUAGCCAGUGUACAUAGGAAGGAUCAGUGCCCCUGUGUGGGGAAGAAGAAUGCACCAGCCAUGGUAGAGGUGGGGGACAGUGUGUGCCUCCUUUUGGGAUGUUCAUCAUCAAGUUACCAGUCGUGUACAGAGUUGUCAUGGUCUGGUGCAUGUUGGCCUGUAGAUGCAAUAAGAAAUUCACCAGGGUUUUAACUGAAGAAAUGAUUCAAAUGUUGGGUAUUUGUGGUA